AUGGCGGAGUCAAAACUGCCUAAAGUUUCACUGAAUGAGGUGGUAGUCGUUUCUGCAGUUCGCACCCCUCUUGGAUCUUUCAGAGGAAAAUUGUCAUCACUUUCAGCGUCAGAGCUUGGUGCCAUUGCAAUCAAGGCAGCAGUUGAAAGAGCUGGCAUCCCCAUGGAGGCAAUUAAAGAGGUAUAUAUGGGUAACACUUGCUCUGCUGGCAUCGGACAAUCUCCUGCCCGGCAGGCUUGCAUAUUUGCUGGACUCCCAGAAACUACUAUUUGUACUACAGUCAACAAAGUAUGCUCCUCUGGCAUGAAAGCCGUUAUGUGUGCUGCGCAAGGACUACAAACCGGCGCCGAAGAUAUAAUUUUGGCGGGUGGAAUGGAAUCUUUGUCCAAUGUGCCAUUCUACUUGAAGAGAGGCGAAAUUCCAUAUGGUGGUAUGCAAUUGGUUGAUGGUGUACUGCGUGACGGUUUUAUGGAUUACUACAACAACUUUCACAUGGGAGACUGUGCAGAAAAUAUAGCUAGGAAGUUAGAUAUCAGCAGAGAAGAUCAGGACAAUCAUGCUAUAACUAGCUACAAGAGAGCCGCUGCAGCGUACGCCGAUGGCGUCUUUGAUGUCGAAUUAGUACCUGUUCUUGUACCCCAAAAAAAAAGUGAACCGAUUUUAGUUACCGAAGAUGAAGAGUACAAAAAAGUCGAUUAUGAAAAAUUAAUCAAGCUGCCUCCCGCUUUCCAAGAUAAAAACGGUUCUGUAACAGCAGGUAAUUCGUCACCUCUGGGCGAUGGGGCUGCUGCUUUAGUUUUAAUGACUGCCGAGGCUGCACGAAAACUAAACGUCAAACCCAUUGCUCGUAUUCUUGACUUUGUAGAUGCUGAACGUGCCCCAAUCGACUUUACUAUUGCACCAGCAAUUUCUAUCCCUAAGCUUUUAACUAAGGCUGGUGUACAGAAAGAAGAUAUCGCUUUAUGGGAGAUCAAUGAGGCAUUCAGUGCUGUUGCUGUUGCUAAUCAAAAACUUUUGGGUUUAGACCCUGCUAAGAUUAACGUGCAUGGAGGAUCUGUUAGUCUUAGUAACCCGAUAGGUAUGACCGGUGCAAGAAUUAUUGUACAUCUGAUACAUGCCCUGAAAAAGGGUCAAAAAGGAGUUGCGUCUGUUUGUAACGGCGGCGGCGGUGCAUCCUCAAUAUUGAUUGAAAAAUUAUAA
Arctia plantaginis is the source of this 1200-nucleotide messenger RNA. NCBI's taxonomy places the organism in Eukaryota, Metazoa, Arthropoda, Insecta, Lepidoptera, Erebidae. The record is from the annotation of a GenBank genome assembly.